GAGGGACACACACACAAUGGUGAAGUGGGGAAGAAGAAUUGGAUGACAUGCAAUGAGGGACAGAGGGAGGGAUUGGAUUACCAUAGAAACUGCCCUGACGUUCAGAGAAGCAGCAGAAAAAGGAGAACGCCGAAGUGGUUCAACUGUCAAACUCUCUGAUAGCCUAAACUGCUGCACUGAUUACAACUGCUGUUUGCUUAAAUAACCAGGGGAAGGUGUCGUUUGAAGCCGUUCACAUAUGCUGUAGCUGCACUGAGAAGGCUUUUGGAUGUUUUUGUGUGUUCUUGUGAGUAUUCUGAUGGGAGACUGGACCAAUAUGGAGUAAAAGUCAUCCCUGGCAGGUAAACAUCCAUUCAUGGAUUCAACCAUCUAAAGUCAAGAUCCCAGAAAGAUACAAGGAUGACAGAGAAGAAGGCCUCUACUAAAACCACAAAAACUCCAGCAUCCUUGAGCUUCUCUCUCACAUGAAAUUCACAUAAUCCAUCACAAUGUCAUCUAGAGGUGGAGUUCCUACAGACAUCAGUGUGGAAACACUCAAUGUCAUCCCCAGCUCCUUCUCACCUUCUUUCUCUCCUUCCUACCCCACUCCAACUCCACCUUGCAGCAUAGAUGAGUCCUACAAGUACAUUUUCCUCCCCAUUUGUUACUCUUUCACAUUUAUUUUUAGCAUUUCCCUUAACUCUGUGGUCCUCUACCGUUCCUUCCGCUGGACCAAGCGCUGGAAUGCCUCUUUGAUAUAUAUGGUGAACUUGGCUUCUACUGACUUCAUGUACGGCCUGUCUCUGCCAUUUCUUGUGGCUAGUUACAUUAUGCAGGACCGCUGGGUGUUUGGGGACUUUAUGUGCCGCCUUGUCCGCUUCCUUUUUUACUUUAAUCUCUACUGCUCAAUCUUCUUCCUCACUUGCAUCUCUGUCCACAGAUACCUUGGCAUCUGCCACCCUAUGAAAGUGAUCACACUGGAGACCAAGAAGGCUGUCAAAUGCACUUGUGUGCUAGUUUGGAUUGUAGUAUUUGCUUUGACCUGCCCUAUCUUCCGAUUUGCUCAGACUGGUCAUGUUACAAGACUGGCAAGGGUUGGGAGCAAUGCAAGCGAAAAUAUUACCAACCCAAGCGACAACAUAUCAUCAAUAAAUAAUAAUGUCAGUGAUGUUAACUUGGAAGAAGUUGCUGAGAAGUACCAAAACUGCUGGGACGAUGCCAUAGACAAGGAGUUUCCUGAUUAUGUACCCUAUGGCAUCACACUCCAUUUGCUGGGCUUUUUUGUGCCAUUUUCCAUAAUUGCUUGGUGUUACUCACAUGUAGUUCUGACCAUAUUUAGGACUCUGCAUUCCCACCCCUCACCUGGCAGAGGGCUGAGAAUGGGACAGGAAGUAGAGGGAAGAUACAGUAGCAGUGCUGCAGCAGAUAAAAGAGGAAGAAGAGGAAGCAAUGGAUUGUUGAGGGCAGUGAGAAAAGAUGAAGGGAUUUCCAUUUUUCUUGGUGCUCACUCCCCAUAUGCCAGUCGCAGGCGUAAAUCUAUCAAGACCAUCAUCACUAUCACUCUGCUCUUUGCUCUGUGUUUCUUUCCCUUCCAUGUUACCAGAACCAUCUUUCUCCUACUGAAAGUGACCAAGAGAGUCCCUUGUCACACCAUGACCACAGUCUCCAUGUGUUAUAAGAUCACUCGACCUUUAGCUUCAUUCAACGCAUGGCUCAACGCCCUCCUUUACUUCCUCACUAAGGACAAAGGGGGUGGUCACUGCUGCCAAGCAGUGAACACCACUGUCCAACAAAAUGAUGGGCCUCUAUUGCCACUGAGAAUGAUGGGAAAAGGGGAGGGUACAGGGGAGGGAGUGAUGCGAGAUGGGAUUGACAAAACAGAAAUUAAACCAUUCCACAGUCCAUCAUACAUAAACAGAGCAACAGUUAGAUGUAUAGAUGAAUGAAACAUCGCAGGACAAAGAUUGGUCUUGCACCUUUUUUCAACAUAGGUCACAUCCUUAAUCCUCCAGCUAUUCUUCAAGCAGCAUGGAUGACUUCACCACCACUCUGAAAAUUGUCCUCGAGCAACAGCACACUGGCUCAACUCUUCAACAUGAAUGCAAUGUUGCAAUCUGUCAUGUCAUUGUUUUAAAUCUAUUUAUAGGGUGCAUUUAAAAUAUUUUACAGAUUUGAAGUGCUUUGCUGUAUUCUCCGAUUUCCCUUUAAAUCUGGGGUAUUCUUGAAAUAAAUGAAAGGUAGAACUGGUUACACCUAAAAUGCCAGUUGUUAAAGAGUGAAGUGAAACUUAAUGACCAAUUCAAACUGUAAUAUCGCUGUAUACUUUGAGUCUCUCUCCAUGAGAGCAUUCAUAAUUUUGCACUUUCAUUGUACACAAAAUAAGUAACUGAGCUAGAUGUGUGAAGGAUUCAAAAAUGGAGAUGUUUAAACCCUGCAUACUUCCACACUUUGUCAAACUGUUUUGAUUUUUAUAAAGUGGGUGUAUAGGUCAUCUUAUCAUCAAAAAGCAAUCAGAAAGGUGUUCAGGCUAUUGGACAAAUCAUUUGAACACUGUAAUUACCUAAUAAUUGAACCUUUUACUCAACAACUAUUUUAAACACACCCAUCUUCAAUAUGUAGAAAUGGAAAAUUAGACAUUUGAUUUGAACAAGCAGUAAAUCCCUUCAAAUUGUUGGGAUCUACUGACCACUCAGCUAAAGACCACGCCUUUAAAAGAAGCCCUGACCUGAAAAGUGCGGUUCAAAAGUGCUCCAACACUAAACAACACUGGUUUCAUUAUUUUACUGUGUUUUGAUUUAUUUAUUUUUUUGCUACUGCUGUGUCACUUUCUUAUUCUGCUCUUAUUUUACUGCUGUGCACUUUUAAAUGUGCCUGUUCUGAAGAAGUUGACUACUUAGCCUCCAGUAUUCCUGCAUGCAAUAUGCAGUGCCUAUUACAAGUAUUUAGGCCCCUCGGAAGUUUUCCCUUUUUGCUGCUUUGAAAAAGUGUAUAAUGGUGAAUUUAAUUUGUGUGAGUAUAUCCCAUAGAUGGAGAUCAUUUAACUGCACUGAAUGUGUUUCAAGUGAUUGUAGUAUAAAAACACCUGUAUCUGGAAGGUCCAGUCACUGGUGAAUCAGCACUCCUGAUUAUACCUACCACAUGGUGACAAAAGAACACUUAAAGCAACUCACUGAAAAGGUUACAGAAAAGUAUGAGUCUGGAAUUAAAUCCAAAUAAUUUUGAAGUCACUGAAUACCCCAUGGAGUACACUUAAAGCAAUCAUUAAGAAAUUUAAGGAGCUGGGCAUAUGUGUAAAUCUACCUAGAGCAGAUGGUUGUCAACAACUGAGUGACCAUGCAAGAAAGAGAGGGAGGGAGGCUAGUAGCCACUUCUUUACCAGUCAAGGAUUAAUGGGAGAGAAAACUACUGUUGAAAAAAGCCUAUAUUAAAUCUUGAGUAGAGUUGAUCAGAAGUCAUGUGACAGAUUCUAUAAGCAUCUGGAGGAGGGUUCUUUGGUCUUGACACCAAACACCUCCCAAGGGGGGUGGCUACUCUUACUAGGCACUGUAAAUUACCAACUGCUCAUCCAAUCUACUUUACAUUUGACACUGAUUGCACUGGAUUUUCAAAACAAUAUCAUUAAAACUGUAAUUAAUUGAUGCCGUGUCAGAUAUGAUUCCAGUGUUAGGAGACAGAGUAAACUCUAACCUUCUCUCUUCAUGGUAUACUGUAGUAGGGCUGCAGCAUUUUUUCAUCAUUGCAGACAAGUAUUUUUUUCUAAAUUUCUAAUGUCUAAUUUAUUGAUCAUUUAUUGUAAUGAUAUUCUUUUAUUACUUGAUUAAUAUAACAAUUAGGUUGCCCAAAAUAAAUAUCAAAACCUGCCUAUUUAAAAUGUUAAAAUUUUAUUCUAUUUUCUAAUCAUCAUUAUCUAACUUCUACAACUCUGGGUGUUUAUAAGUAAGAUACGUGGCACAUGCAAAUAAAUGUUGACUGGACUUAAACUAAAAUGUAAAACAAAUUUGAAAUUUCCUGGAAUUAUCAGAAGUCACAUUUUUCUCAUUUUGGUGGCACUAACUACCUAGUCCACUUGAAGCCCCUGACAUCACGAGAGCACAAACACUCCUUUAACCUUCUGAUCUAUUCCAAAAGAAUUGAAAGUACUCUCAUUCCAGAAACUUUUCCUUCUUUGGUGUUUAGAUUGGAAAAAGUCUUCCCAGUGACAUUUGGAAAGUAUCCCAAACCCCAAAAGUUAUCCUUAAAUAAAAUGUAUAACCAACUGCAACCUAUUCAGCAGGUUCACAACAUGUCUUGACUGUGCAAUUAUCAUUUUUAGUCCUAACUGGUUUCUUUAUUUUAUUGUUUUAAUGUGGUCAUUUUUGUUGUUAUUUCGCUGUCACAUUCUACAUGUUUUAAUUGUAUUUUAAUGAUCCACUAAUGCAGGUAAAAUGUGAAAUUGCUUAUGCUAACAUGGGUUUUUGUGAAUACAAAUGUCAAUGUGGUAAUGUAUUACAAUAAACGUUGACUGGACUAAAAAAGUCA
Acanthochromis polyacanthus (spiny chromis) is the source of this 4497-nucleotide messenger RNA. RefSeq names its product P2Y purinoceptor 3. Gene Ontology annotation, molecular function: G protein-coupled receptor activity; oxysterol binding. The transcript is spliced from 2 exons. The record is from RefSeq and is a predicted model, not a curated record. Lineage: Eukaryota; Metazoa; Chordata; Actinopteri; Pomacentridae. Gene Ontology annotation, biological process: G protein-coupled receptor signaling pathway. Gene Ontology annotation, cellular component: membrane. Bases 489 to 1925 code for a protein of 478 amino acids.